GAGAAACGGUGCUUAGAGGACACUCGCGUGCCGCUGAUUCAAUUGAUCUCGAAUUGGAUCUCUUCGGGCUUCGAACCCCUUUUCCUGCUCCAUGGCCCCGCAGGAUCCGGCAAGUCUGCGGUCGCCCACUCCGUAGCGGAGUGGUGCAAGGUGAACGAACGACUUGGAUGUAUCUUCUGUUUCAGUAGCUCCAUCAAGGACCGACAAUUCCUGCGCCUCUUCCCCACGAUUGCAGCUAGCCUUGCGAACUUUGACGUAGGGUGGAAGAAAGCUCUCUGCGACGCUCUUAAGGGCGAGCACGAUCUCAGCACGACCGAUUCUUUGGAGCGUCAGUUCAACGGCCUCUUGGUUGGACCUGCGAAAGAUGUGGAGGCUCGAGCCAUAGGUCCCAUCGUAAUCAUCAUCGACGCAUUGGACGAAAGCGGCGAUGAAAAGAGCCGCGCUACACUAUUGCCAUAUAUCGCGCGGCUUGCCAAGCUUUCGUCCGCAUUGCGUUUUGUGAUUACGUCCCGCGACGAACAGGACAUCAUGGAUGCUUUCGAUGGUUUAGCCAACCGCGAUAACCAAAAGGACAUCAUGGAUCCCGUGCGACGCUAUGAUAUCGCCAGUCUUCCCCAUCGUGACGUGGACGCGGAUAUUCAUAGGUUUAUUGAAAGCCGACUCCUCCCUGUUCGCAAGAUAACCGCCGAUCCGCGGUGGGAUGCUGGACUGAUGUUGAAUCAACUUGUUACGGCGGCGCAGUCACUAUUUCAUUGGGCAUCAACUGCAUGCACGUUUAUCCGUGGUGAAGAUGAGCCCAAAGACUACAACUGGCACGAUCGUUUCCAGGCUGUAUUGUCAUCUGCCUCCGGGGGGCAGAAUUCUGGUCCGGAGUAUCGUAAGCUCGAUUCCUUGUACAAAACCAUCUUGGAGAAGCUGUAUGGGAAGAAUCCGUCGGAGCACUAUGAGCGAGUGAUGGGGUGCGCCCUCACAGUGCGAGAGCCUGUGUCCCUGCGGACGUUGGAACAGCUCCUUCAUAACCACGAGGAACCGGACCGCACAUCCAACCUACUCAAGGCCGCGGGCUCGCUGAUGUACGGCGUUUUGAAUUCAGAUACGCGGACUCGGAUUCGUCCGCUACACAGUUCCUUUCGGGAGUUUCUUACCGACGCCAAAAGGAGCGGGAACUACCACGUACAUGUCAAAGCCGCAGAUGAUCUUCUCGCCCAAUCAUCAUUGCGCAUCAUGACGACAUAUCUCAAAUUCAACAUUUGCCACCUCGAGACGUCGUACAAGCUUAACGACGAGUACGAUGGUCUUGAUCAGCGUAUUCCGAACAACAUGACGCCUGGUCUCAUCUACGCAGUCCGUUAUUGGGCACAACAUAUCCAUAUCGGUUCUGGACCCGGGGCUACUCUGUCUCCCGGAUUGCUCCCUCAGAUCGAUGGAUUUCUCAAGACUCGGGCUUUGUUCUGGUUAGAAGCACUGAGCCUGUUAAAAUCAUUACAGUCGGGCUCGUCCGCAUUGCUGACGUUGAAGAGAGCCUUGACGGCGAGCGAUGUUCUUCGCUUGGUCGAGGAUCUCGAUAGAUUCCUCAGCUUAUACUGGGACGUGAUCUCAAUCUCGGCACCCCACAUCUAUCUCUCUGCUCUUCCCUUCACUCCGGAGACUUCGCUCGUAUCUCAGAAUUACAUGGAGUUCUUUCCGGAGAGCGCGAGGGUCUCGCAAGGUCGACUGGCUCAUUGGCCGGCGUUACGAUGCACAAUGCAAGGUCACCGAUAUGGGACCAGAUCUGUCCAGUUUUCACACGAUGGGAAGUGGAUAGUUUCGGGCUCUGAAGACUGUACUGUUCGUAUGUGGGACGCCGAGUCAGGUCAGGCUGUCGGAAAGCCGUUCGAGGGUCAUACGGGUGAAGUUUAUUCGGUAGCAUUCUCUUCGGAUGGGAGGCACAUCAUCUCAGCCUCCGCCGACAACACCAUCCGAAUGUGGGAUACAUCAGAUGGCAAGGCGAUUGGAGAACCGUUCCGCGGCCAUACCGACAAAGUCAAUUCUGUCGCAUUCUCGCCUCGGGCUGAUGAUCCGCGUGCAGUCUCAGGGUCCGAUGAUAGGACUAUUCGCUUAUGGGAUACGAGCACGGGGCAAAUGCUCGGAGAACCCAUGAAGGGCCACACAGACGGUGUAUACUCUGUAGGAUUCUCACCAGAUGGAACGCGCCUGGUCUCUGGCUCUAAGGAUCAUACAAUACGCACAUGGGAUGCGCAAUCACAAGAAGUCGUGGCAGGACCUCUCUCAGGACACGAUGAUUCUGUCGAUUGCGUCGCCUUUUCACCUGACAGCAAGCGCGUCGUGAUGGGAUCCAGGGAUGGCACAAUUCGAGUCUGGGAUGCAGAAUCUGGGCAGACGAUAGUAGGCCCGCUCGUGGGUCACACCAGUGGUGUGACGUCUGCGAGUUUCUCCCCCGACGGAAAGUACAUCACUGGUAAAGCGCUCGGCGAAUCUUUGCGCGGACACCACGUUGGUGUUACAUCUCUCUCACUAUCGCCCAUCGACGGCAAACGACUUGUCUCCGGAUCAAUGGAUGAGACCCUCCGAAUCUGGGAUGUGGAGACUAGAAAGCCUGUUGGAGAGCCUCUCCAAGGUCAUACCGAUGAGGUCAAUUCCGUCGCAUACUCCUCAGACGGGAGCCGAAUCGUUUCCGGAUCGGAUGACGUCGCGGUCCGGCUCCACGCGCGCAUGAAAGCUUCAUUCGGACUAACCUCAUGGGGAUCGGUCGAUGAUGGAUGGAUUUUAGGUCCCAACGACGAGCGACUACUCUGGGUCCCACAGCAUAGUCGUUGGAACCUCUGGCAACCUGCGUCCAGACUGUUCUUGCCCUCGGAGGAGACGACGAUGCUGGAUUUGAGCCGCUUCGUGCACGGCAAGAGGUGGGCAGAGUGCUACAAGUUCUACGAGCCCAGGACGGACGAGGGCGAAGCUGGUGGAGAGCACUGA
Molecule: messenger RNA, 2970 nt
Organism: Punctularia strigosozonata HHB-11173 SS5
Lineage: Eukaryota; Fungi; Basidiomycota; Agaricomycetes; Corticiales; Punctulariaceae
Product: WD40 repeat-like protein
Exons: 4
Molecular function (GO): protein binding
Source: RefSeq, a predicted model, not a curated record